This is a messenger RNA of Trichomonas vaginalis G3, 1239 nucleotides long. RefSeq names its product rescue of stalled ribosome. Gene Ontology annotation, biological process: protein ubiquitination; rescue of stalled cytosolic ribosome. NCBI's taxonomy places the organism in Eukaryota, Parabasalia, Trichomonadida, Trichomonadidae. The record is from RefSeq and is a predicted model, not a curated record. Gene Ontology annotation, molecular function: ubiquitin protein ligase activity; ribosome binding. Bases 1 to 1239 code for a protein of 412 amino acids. The transcript has a single exon.
AUGGAGGCGACCAACGAAUGUAUAUUAUGUGCAGAGCCAAUGGAACACAAUGUUUUGCUUCCAUGUGGACAUUCACCAAUGUGCAUGAAGUGUUACCUCACUCUUCAGCAGUGUUACAAACAAAAUACUUGUCCUAUCUGCCAGAACGAAAUUAAUCCAGGCCCGAUAAUCACAGACAAGAGCGAACCACUUGCAUAUGAAGAAGAGGUUAAAACUGGAUAUAAAUUCGAUGAAAAGCUUAAGUUUUACUAUUCAGAUGAUAAUAUUCAGCAAGAAAUGCAAUCCUUCUUGAAAUACCAAUGCCCAGAAUGCGGUGAGUACUUUACAAACAAAAAGCAGUUCCAAGGCCACAUUUUAACUCAUGGCCUCUACUGCUGCAACUGUUGCUCUCGUUCUGGCAGGUUCCUUAACAUCGAUGUACCUAUUUUCUCUAAGCCCGAGCUUAAAUUACACCUCAAACAGCAUCCAAAGUGCUUAGUUUGCCCAUAUCAAGCGUUUGAUGCUCAUGAUUUAGGUGUACAUAUGAAUGACUGCCAUGUAAGAUGCAGCUUGUGCGCAAAACAUGACAAAAUCUUAUGGUUUGCCACUAAAGAAGAUGUAUUUAAGCAUAAUCGCGAAUGCCAUUGGAUUUGCGAGCAUCCAGACUGCAUGCAGCUCACUACUAAUGCUUACAAUGACCAAUUGGAGCUCCAAUUCCACCAACUCGGUGUUCAUAAAACAAAAAUUCCUUCUACAGUCCAUCCCAUAUCAGAAAUGAAGGAAGACAAAGAAAGACCAAGCCAAAUAUUGAGAGAGCAGCAACAACGUCACAUGGAUGCCUGCAAGAAACUCGCAUUUAAUGCAAAUGAUCAAUUCCACGGAAAUAGAAAGCGCGUUGGCAACUUACUUAAGAAUAUCGACUUACUUGACCAACACCGCAUUACUCCACAGGAGUUUUUGAAGAGUUAUCACUCAAUUUGUGGAAAAUGUUCCGAAAUUCUUUUCUGUGAUACAAUUGCUGCUGUAGGAGAUGCAAAAAUGCGUGCACUGAUCGUCAGACUACAAGAAGGCUACAGACUUGGCCAGUUCCAGGAUGAUUCAACACUCGCAGUUAAUGUUGAAGAUUCUCCUGAAGAAUUUCCAACGUUAGGUUCUGUUUACGAUGUCCCUGAUCGACCACAAACCGCCAAAAAGCCAUCAAAACCAAAAGUUGUCCGUGGAGGCAAAACUUGGGAUAAAGUUCGCAUUGGCGACGAAUGA